AUGCUUUCAGAACAGCAUCCCAUUUUCAAGUGUCAGCCUUUCGAAACCGGCCGUUCGAAGCGGUUCGUUUGCCAUUCUAGCCAACAAGAUCGUAAGAUAGUGGUUGUGGAAAAGAAUAGUAUCAAGUGGUGUUUGCCCGAGGAGGAUGAGUACCAUUUUGCAGAAAUUGAAGCAAUCGAAAACUACCAAUCAGCUAUCUUGAACGAUCAUGGCACUCUUCUGUGCCUUCACAAUGACAAGGAGCUGCAAAUAUUAUCUUUGGAGGGCAUCGCCUCUAGAGAUUCCUUGAGUGCGUACAAAUUUUCGGUACCAGCAGGAAUAAAACAAGUUCUGUGGCAUCCUAAUGGCCGUGUUGGAUCCUGCAUUGUGGUCCUCACAGGUAGUGACGAAAUUUGCAUGUACGAACUUCUCAGUGACGAUAUCUCAAUGCCCACUGGAAUAUGGAAUUCUACAACUAGUCAAAAGCCGGGAAUAGACACUAUUGUUAGAGACGUGGUAUCCAUGUCAUUCAGCAACGAUGGCAUGACCCUCUAUGUGGUUAACACCAGUGAAGGUGCAGACAUAUAUUCGAUCUAUCCUUUCUUGCCUUCGGAAAUCGAAGUGACUGAGGAGCACGUAAACUACCAAUUCCACAAAGCUUUACUUCAGUACAAUGGUCUAAAAGAUGGUGAUAGCUCGGAAGUCAAACGCUUCGUAACGAAACAGCUAAAGUUUGCAUCUCAGCUCCGCGGCCUGGGUCAAGACCAUUUGAAAAACGAUAUAAGCAACAACGCAAAGCUUUUGCUGCCUAUAUCAAACGCUUACCGAAAUUCCGUUUUACAAGGUCCUCACACAGUCAAUCCAUUCCCGGAACGUCUUUACAACGCCACUGCUACACAAGUUAACACGCUAAAACUAGCUGACAGAACCAGUGAAAUUCUUCUGUUAUCAUUUGACGAUGGAACCAUUUUACAAUGUUUCCGGGAUUCAGAGCCUGUAAUGGCUUGGGAAAGUAACGAUGAAGCGCUCACCAAUUCACUUAUUACACUCGGCGCUUUGAAAAUACCUGGUCUGAUAUCGGCCGUGUCUGAUACCGAGUUUAUCGUUUUAUCGCCCAAUAAAGCUUCUCUGGUAGACGUUUCGCGUCUCACAAAGGCAAUUGACCAGGCCUUGCGUGAUUGUGACAUUGCUGCAUUACUGGAAGUAGAUCUAAGUGAACAGAUCUAUGAGCAAGAAGGUUUAUUCAAUAGUUGCAGUUUAUGGUCAUCGGGUCAAGAAUAUGUUCUUUUAUCGGAUCAUUCCGUAAGCCACAUUGAUAUCCCAUUUACCAAGAAACAGCCGGUAAUACAACAGCACGAAAAGAGUGCUGCCCUAAUUCAACGACGCCCCUAUGAGCAGCCAAUCACAGAGCUUUUGGCUCUGAAUAAGAGAGUACAAACAUUACUGAAAACUCCCUUAACAACAGCUAUAGAACCUAAGCUCCGACAGAGGAAGUUAGAUAAUGAGUCUAAUGAGGAGCAGCUCUCCGUUCUGACCGGUAUAUCUAAGGAAAUACUGACUCGAAUCAUGGUAGCUCAAACACUGGCCUUGAUGCUUCAUACGCGUCUCUCGGAACAGCAAGGAGAGCUCACAAACCAUCUCGAGCGAGUUUGUGACGUUAUAUCAAGAAAGAAAGCAAUUGAUGAAAAGCUGGUUCCUCAACAAGAGCGGUGGAAGCGGGUGCAGAACACGAAUGACAACAUCAAAGGCAGGUUCGACGCAUUGCAAGACAAGUUGAAAAUGAUUUCACUUUCCGAUGAACUGAAAUCCAGGGCUAUAUCACGCACAGAAAUGGAAUGGUUCAUGGAGGUGAAGAGCCAAGUUUCAAAGUUCAAUCGCUUAGUCUACUCCCAGCGUGAUCUGAACGAGACGUUAUCGCUUUUGAAAUUGAAAAUGGAUUACGUCGAUGUUGACAGUCCUUCCUCAGCAGAAACAACAGAUGCUGUAUCUUGGGAAACGUUACGCGAGCAGCUUGCAAGAGAUGCUCAGAUAAUCGGAGAGUGCCAAGUGCAGCUUGAAAAUGCGUCGAGAGAACUAGAAUAG
This is a messenger RNA of Lachancea sp. 'fantastica', 2061 nucleotides long. NCBI's taxonomy places the organism in Eukaryota, Fungi, Ascomycota, Saccharomycetes, Saccharomycetales, Saccharomycetaceae. The record is from the annotation of a GenBank genome assembly.